Molecule: messenger RNA, 4338 nt
Organism: Carassius carassius (crucian carp)
Lineage: Eukaryota; Metazoa; Chordata; Actinopteri; Cypriniformes; Cyprinidae
Product: integrin alpha-3-like
Exons: 25
Coding region: 211-3435 (1074 amino acids)
Biological process (GO): leukocyte migration; cell adhesion mediated by integrin; integrin-mediated signaling pathway
Cellular component (GO): integrin complex; external side of plasma membrane
Molecular function (GO): integrin binding
Source: RefSeq, a predicted model, not a curated record
GGAAGCAGGACUGAGGGCCGGUGGAGUGUGGCAGGUUGGAAUUCGCUGUGGAGGCGGGGAACCGAGAACAGUAGAAACACCUUACAGCUCAGUGCCAGAGCGUGAAAGAAGAAGCUUUCCUAUGGCGUGCGAUUGAUCAAUUCAAUCUCAUUGGCUUUGGUUGUGCAAGUGGCAGAGAGAGGGAGAGAGAGAGAGAGGGGAAUAUUAAAUAUGGCUGGAAAGUCUCUGCACUUGUGCGUAUUCGUGAUUUGCGCGAUUCAAACCAACACUGGAUUUAACAUUGACGUGCAGUUCCCCGUCAUCAAAGAAGGAAAAACCAAGGGCAGCUUAUUUGGAUUUUCUGUUGCAUUGCACAAACAGACCGAAAAGACAAAGAAGAACUUGCUCUUAGUCGGAGCGCCCCAAGAAAAAGCCCAGCCCCAACUCAGCAAACUCAACAUUAAUGAAACCGGAGCCGUGUAUUACUGUCCCAUAACCAUUGACCAGCAUGACUGCGGGAGGAUGGACCUCAUCAGUCCACCGCAGUCAACAGAGAUGGUGGAGGGCAUGUGGCUGGGAGUGACCGUGGCCAGUCAGAGGAAUGGAGGACAUGUUCUGGCAUGUGGUCAUCGCUAUGUAAAGAAACUGCUGGGUGCUGAGGAGCAGCAGCGUAUGGUGGGCAAAUGUUACGUGCGGGGCAACGACCUGACCUACGACCAGUCUGAUUACUGGCAGUCGGACACUUACGAGCUCUGCGACUUCAACUAUGACCAGAACCUGGAGGGCAUGUGUAACAUGGGCAUCUCAGGGGGCAUGACGGAAAAUGACGUGUACUUUGGGACGCCCGGCAGCUUUGUGUGGCAGGGAACUGUCCAUAUGAAAGAGAGAGACUCCAACUCAGAUUUUCCUGGAGAUAGAAAUGAAAUAACCUUCGGAAAGCUAGGAGAGGACAGACUCAACAUCUAUAUAGGUUACUCUGUUCUGGAGGACAUAAAGUUACUGGAUCGCUCUGACUACACUGUGGUGACGGGGGCUCCCAGAGACAAUUUCAAAGGUUCAGUGAUCCUUGCAAAAAAACAAGAUUUGGUUCUCAACCCAGUGACGACAAUCCCAGGGGAACAAAUAGGGUCGUACUUCGGCAGCUGCUUGGCGGUGACGGACCUCAACAAUGACGACUGGAACGACCUGAUCGUUGGAGCUCCGUUCUACUUCGACCGCUACAAGGAGGAGGGAGGAGCCGUUUACAUCUUCAUGAACGAGAACGGAUUCUUCCAGGAAAAAGCCAGCUUGGUUCUAAAGGGUCAAAAAGGCUCCGGGUUUGGAUUUGCUGUUGCUGCGGUGGGAGACGUCAAUCAGGAUGGAUUUCAAGAUUUCGCUGUUGGUGCUCCGUUCCAUGACUCUGGGAAAGUCUAUUUAUGGAUGGGAAGUAAAAGUGGAAUAAGUAAAGAACCCAGCCAGGUGAUCGAGGGGAAAUCAUUAGGUCCCAGUGGCUUCCAGACGUUCGGCUACUCUCUCAGUGGAGGAAUGGAUAUGGAUGGAAAUGAUUAUCCGGACAUUUUGGUGGGCUCCAUGGAUGACCGCAUCGCUCUCCUGAGGACUCGUCCGGUCAUCCACCUCUCCAAAAACUUCACAGUAGAGCCAAAGAUUGUGAUUCCAAGCCAGUGUGUUGAUUCCUGGUGCAUAAAGGUGACGGUGUGUUUCAGUUACACUCUCAGCAGUGGAAACAGAGCCUUCCAGAAGGCCAUCACUGUGAAGUACACAGUAGACGCUGACCAGAAUCGCCGUGGCCCUCGAGUCCGUUUUCUUAAUAACAAGCAAAGCACAUUUACAAGCCUGCUGUCUUUCUCCGCUCCCGCGUGUCAAGAGCUGGAACUUACUGUUAAUACACCUGUGAGGGACAAACUUCAGCCCAUAGCGUUCACUCUGAACGUGUCUCUAAACGAGCAGAAGGCAGCAGCACAGCAAACACUCCAGAGUCUGGAUGAUUUCCCUGUGCUGAGCGGCCAGCAGGUCCUGACCGACAAAACCGAGAUUAACUUUCAUAAGGAGUGUGGAGAUGACAACAGAUGCAGCAGUAACCUGCAGCUCAAGGCCACGUUUGCUGAUGAGAAUCACAAUCCCUUCCCCAGUCAGACUAUGGAGUUCAACAGUAACAUUAAGAAGCUGGUGAUGAUGGUGGAAGUUACUAACACGGUGGAUGGAGGCAGGCAGGCCGAGGACGCCCAUCAGGCCAUGCUGAACAUCAGCAUUCCCCCCUCACUACAAUACUCAGGAGUGCGCCCUCAGCCUGGUUUCGAUACGAUUGUGUGCAGCGCGAACGAGACUGUGAUUUGCGAUCUGGGAAACCCAUUUAAAAGCAAUCAGAAGGCCUCAUUCAUAAUCAUCUUUGAGACUUCUGGUAUAACGCUUUACACCGAGCUGAUUGAAUCUCAGCUUCAGCUCUCCACUAUCAGUGAACAGAAGGAUCUGUAUCCUGUUCCUGUCACCCUCAGCGUGAAGAACACGGUCCUUACCACCUUUUCCUUAGACAAACAGGUGAUUGACACGUCGUUCAGUGGCAGUGUGACUGGUGAAUCUGCCAUGAACAGCACCAGUGAUGUGGGGAGUCUGCUGGAGCUUGUGUUUCGUGUGCACGUGCUGGGAGCACCUCUGGGAGAUUUGGGAACUCUGAUGAUUGACUUUGAAUGGCCAUUUGAGGUAACCAAUGGGAAAUGGCUGCUGUAUCUCACAGAGAUCGUGAUCAAAGGAGCGUCAGAGUCGCGUUGUGUCCCACCGGGGAAGGUUGUCAACCCUCUCAACCUCACACUGUCAGAUCGAGCGACCAAACGGUCCAAAAGAGAUUUGGAGUCAGGAUAUCCCCAUGCAGAAGCUUCUGUCACCGUCCUGGCACCUCGUAAAGUGUCCCAUUUGCUGGUGAGGGAGGCAUCUGCUCUGAUUUUCAUGCUGUCCCACCAGUUUUUUUUAAAAAGUCAAAUGUCAAAAAGCGUGGCUUUUGUUCCUGUUCAGGAGUGUUCAAAGCUGACGGCUCGGUGCAUGACCUUCUCCUGCCCGCUACAAAACAUGUCGAAUCAGGCGGAGAUCAGAGUCAGGUCACGCGUGUGGAACGGCACCUUGCUGGAGGAUUACGCCAAUGCCCUGCGAGUGGAAGUGAAGGGCCAGGCCACGCUGAGACUGCUGACAGAUAAACCGGCAAUCAGAAUGGAAAACCAGACCAGAGAAUUUUCAGUAAACAUUGAUCCGGUGCUGGGAGAGGAGACGCCAUAUGAAGUUCCUCUCUGGAUCAUCAUUGUUGCAGCGGUCGCAGGGAUCCUGUUAUUAGGCAUCAUCAGUCUCAUUCUGUGGAAGUGUGGUUUCUUCCGACGGGCCAGCAGGAGGGAGAUGUAUGAGGCCAAAUCCCAGAAAGCAGAAAUAAAGAUCCAGCCCUCUGAGACAGAGAGGCUGACGGAGGAAUUCUGAGCCUGCGGGGGCCCGCUCGGGCCUCUUGGCAGCACUGUUAGGGCCCUUCGUGUGGUUUCUUCAAAAGGACUGUUUACUACAGGAUAAUGCCAAAGUACCAUGGAGUGAAAGUACGCAAAGAGGAACGCUAUAACUUGGCCUUUCAGCCUGAGCAAGAACUGAGCAAGAAACUCUGGGUCACCAACUGGACAGAAAUGCAUGAAUAUUACUACUGACCUCUUCACCUCUCUCCGUCCAGAGCCAGGGGAGCGUGAUGAUUGGAGGAUGUCUUUUAUUAACCCCUUCUCAACUCAACAGACACCAGACACUGCAGUCAAUCACGCAGUUGGGAACGUUUCCAAAUGUUUGUUGGUCUGUGUGCAAUAUCAUGAUUUGUAGACCAGUAAACCGCUUUCAACGAAGCCAGAGGAUUUUCUGGGACAUCCUUGACUUAGUAGUGAGCAGCUGAUUUAUUGUCCUAGUUUUAAAUCUUUAAAUAUUGCUUUGUGUGUUUCAUUGCAUUUUAAAUUUCAUUGCAUUGUAAUAUUUUUCUAAUGUCACUAUAAUAGAUUGAGAUAAGGAGAUCUUUUCCAUCAUGCUAUAACUGAUUUGAAAUCAAACAGCACUGAGUAAAUAGACUUGAUUUUCAAGUUGCUUUGUCUUUGGACGCUUAUUUUGUAAUACUGCAUAAGAACUGCUCCAUUUUGUUUUCCAGCUACCUCCUCCCAUGGAGAAAGGUGUUUAAGUGUGUCAAAUGUUUGCCCAAACCAUCAUGUUACUGUCAGCAUUAGUUGAUUGAAUCUCUCUCCCUCUCUUUUUCUAUAUAUAUAAACAUUUUGAAUAAAAGCUUAAUUUAGGACAGUUUUGUUUUACAUUGUGAAGCAAUUUUACAACAAAUUCUUAUUACUGCAAUGCAAAAAAGAA